AUGGGUGUACAGGCAUCUCUUUUGAAUGCUGAAUCCAAUUCCUUCAGCUCCAUUGAUUCUGCCAAGAGCCUCAGGUCCCUUUUCCUGCCCCUCUCCUGGCUGGGCUAUUCAGGUAAGGGUCAACAGCAGAGAGCCUGGAACUGGCAGUUGCCACCGGAGCUGUGGGCACGAUCACUUCGACAGCAGUUGAAUGCACAACUCCUCUUGGUCCUGGAAGAGAAGAAGGUAGGUGUUUCUCCUGAUGAGGUAAUAUCAGAUGCCCAAGAGUCUUGGCACUAUGUAUGUGGCCUUACCAGCAAAGGACAACACUGGGCUGGUCAGAAGAAACAGAGGCAAUUCUCGAAGGCAGUGACGGAUUCAGAGCAGCCUACGGUGCUGAAGCUCCUGCUAGCUGAGCUCCAAGGUCUCUUCUCAGCUGUGUUGCAGGACUGUAGCCCUGCAGCUUGGUGCUACCUGCAUGGGGUACUGGAACUGCUGCCUCCAUAUCGUGAGUUGCUAGUUGGUCACCUUGAUUUGUUACCCUUCUUGGAGCAGCUCUACUGCUGGGCACCCUGGGUGAAAGCCCAACUCCACCUGGACCUGUUAGAUGCCAUAACAAAGGCUUUUCCCCCAGACAGUUCUCUGUUAGAUAGUGCCUCCCAUGUUGACUGCCAUCCCCAGAAGAAGAUCCAUCAAAGGCUUCCAUGCUCAGCCUGUCCUUUUGUGCUGGCCCGAUGGGGUGGGCAGCAAGUAAAGGAGCAAUUGGCCACAUGGCUGCGACCAGUGACACUGCCUGAGUUACAGCACUGUCUAGGUAUUGUUGGUACUGAAGUGGCCCUAGAAGAGGCCAACUGGCUGGAUGGUCUUAGUCUUCUGCCUUUGGCACUGGCAACAGACAUUCCUGUACAGUAUGAAACUUGUGAUGCUGACAUCUCAGAGGAAGAGCCUGAUGGAAGAAGAGAGACUGAGUCUCAACUUGACUAUGAAGUUCCUGUGGAGAAGGCCUUACCAAAGAGAAGUACUGGCUUCUUACCUGAGACUUCCUUCUUGGGUAGCCAGGUGAUGACCAUUCUGAAUUCAGAGAAAUACUUGAAGAGCAUCCACUUCUUCUAUCUCAAUGUGGCUCCCAGUCGGUACUUUAUGCCCUACAAUCUGAUAAUGGUGCCACCAAACAAAGUGAAUCCUGAGCACUACAUCUUUUCUCCCUUUGGGAUUCUGCAUGUACAUCCUGUGGAGGGCAGUGAAACGAUGACAUUGGGUACCUGGCACCGCCACUCUGUUCUAUGGCAAAAACUUCAGUUCAUUCCAUUUUUUAAGAAUUUCCUCUUGCGCAAAGCUUUAACCUGUUGGAAGAAGAAUGUGAAGUUGCAGGGGCUGUGUCGGCUCCGGACUCUCCUGGGUAAUCAAUUGCUUUUGGCUAUACCCCACUUUGGAGCUGGGCUGCUUCAUAUUAACAGGCUUCUGCAGGAGUUCCAUUCUGUGUCCUGGCUACCCCAGGAGCCAGAUCGAUGUUAUGAACUCCAAGAUCUGCAGAAGGCUCUAGCCAAGGAGAACUACAAGGCUCUACGGUUACUCAAUCACUUUCUGAAGCUCUGUACAUCUAUUCUUAAACUGGUUCAUGAGGAUACAUACUACAUGCAACAGAAGCUGCAGGAAUAUGUGCAAAACUGCAACAAAACAGGUCAAGGCUCCAUAUGCACUCAGAGGGUACAGUGCCAGAAGCUAAAGCAGAAGCUGAAGCAAGCAGAGACAUGGUUACUGCAACUAGGAAAGUUGGCCCGCCUGAUCAACUACAUGAUUUGUCAGAGCCUUGUUUCAAUCUUAGAAGAUGAAAUAACCUCUUUUGUCGCCAACAUCCUACAAGCUCCAAGGCAAAAACCCUUUCUCGUAUCACAGUUGGUCUUCAGUGAUGAUUGUGGCCAGCUAUCACAAGUGCCCUGUAUUGAAAAUAUGAUCCAGAUUGUAACUGGCGGCCUACAGUCUAUCAAGAACUCUGCUCUGCAGGUAAUGCAGUCUGCAGACCUGAAGACCUCCAGGGAUCUCCUGUAUUCUGAAGAUGAUGAAGUCGAAGAGGAAGACUCAAACAUAGAAUUCCUGAAGCCCAAGUUCCUGGGUCAACCCAGCAAUGCUGUUCGUAUAUUCUGUGGCCCUAGAAUAGGAUUGGUAAAACCUUGGAAGUCUCAGCCAAUUGCGGAUCUCCUGGAGGUCCAUGGGCACAGGCUACGGGGCCAGUACUUGCCCCCCAAUUAUAAUCAGCUACAGGAAGACUUAGACAACAACCUUCGAAUCCACCAGGCAUUAAAUAUACAACAUGCACUGAUGGAGGACAUGCAGUGGGAGGUGCAAGAUUUCUGCAGGGAACAUCACUGGAUAACAGAUAUUUAUAAAUUCCUGAAAUCCUGGGGGCCCCAGAAGCUGGAAGACAUGAGAGGCUGUCCCAUCAAGAACUACAUACAGCUGGUGAGCUCCCUGAAUGAUUGGCAGACCCGUGUCUCCAAUAUGCCUAUUGAGUUGCUGACAAGAGGAAAGUUGCUGCUGCUUAGCUGCCACAAUAUGAAGGCAGAGCUGGAAUCCAAGCUGGGCAGCACGAGGAAGGAUAUUCUUGCACAGGUUCAGAAUGAAAGCCGGAUCCGAAGUCAGAAACUAAUGACAGAGCUCGCAGAUUUCGUGCAAGUGUUCCAAAUCAUCAACUCAGACAUUCAUGCCAUUGCCCGGUGCUGCCAGAAGUUGAAUGAAGCCAAUGAACAGUACAUCCAGCUGGAGGAGAGAAUGGAAUAUAUCCAGUCACUCCUGGAACUCAUCCGCAACCAUUUUAGCUUCUAUAGUGCUGAGAAUGAGAAAUUGGACAUCUCGCUUCUGGAUAUGUGGGAGGCAUUUCAGUUUGAGAGAAGCCAGGCCUCAGAGAUCCUGCUCAGCAAGCAACAUGCCAUUGUGCCCAAGCUACAGCAGCUGAUGGCAGCAGCAUUGGCAGAGUUAGAAGGUCUGCUGCAGAAAGCCCUGUCUGGUCCCUUCAUGGACCCUGAACAAGAGCAAAGGAGCAUUGAGAACCAGCUUAUUGCUUUGGAGCAUCAGUACCAGGACACAGUCAUCCGCCUCAAUGAACUACACCAUGCCUAUGUGACCUUCACUGGAGAUGACAGUCCAGUGCCUCUGCCAAUCUGUGGGACUCGUCCUAUCAUACUGCAGCAACGCAUAUGGCAUCUGUACCGAGUGAUCUCUGAAAACAUCAGUGAAUGGAAGUGCAUGGCUUUUGACAAGUUCAACCUGUCUAUGGCCCGGGAAAAGACAAAUAGCUGGCUGACAGAGGCAGCACGGAUUAGCACCACCCUGGGACUGCACAGUCCAGUGCUGCAACGCUGCAUGCGCAUGCUGGAAGAGUUCCGUAGCUAUCUGCCCUUGCUUACCAAACUGGGCAGUUUGCAGCUGCAGAACCCUAACUACCAAUCCCUCCUGAGAGCUUUAGGGCUGAACAUUCACAAUGUGGAACUCCUAACACUGCGCCAGCUGCUCGCUUGUCCGCUGCUGGAGUUUGCAGAUCGAAUCAACCAGGUCUGGCAGUGUGAGAAUGAACGAAUUCAUGCACAAGAGAGCCUGAAACAGCUGCAGAAGUACUGGGAAACGUGCCAUUUACGCCUGCUCAACUUUAUCCUGCAUGUACCCUAUGAGCCCCCAGCCUCAGAGCACUCUAAGAGGCAGGCCCUCCGCAGCCCCCAGUGGGAAAUAGUGGGCAAGGACAGUGGCACCUUCAUUCUUUCAGACUACAGUAGCUUACAAGAUUCUAUACAUGGAAGUCUUCAGACGUUGUUUAAGAUACUGGCCAUCCAAAAGUCAGGAGACUUACACAAAGUAGCUUUGGAGUGGGUGACCAUCAUGAAUAGUCUGAGUGCCCUGCUAGAGGUGUGGGUGAUGUUCCAGCAGAAGUGGAUUUUUAUAAACAAAGUUCUACAUGAAAUGAAGAUCCAAUUUCCCAGUGCUGAUCUGAAUGUUCGUUUCAAGGUCAUGGAUGAUCAGUAUCGGACCCUGAUGCGCAUCUCUAUAGCUGACCCCAUGGUUCUGUCACUUAUAAUGCCCAGUGCCAAAAGGAGCCCUUAUUUCCAAGGCCAGCAUCUACAACAAAUGCUGCAAGCAGGAUCAGUGGAGCUGGAGAGCAUCAUCAUGGCUCUAGAGAGUGUGCUCUAUGGUGUAUGUGCCCAAUUCCCCCGCCUUUUCUUCCUUAGUGAUAGUGAACUUGUGGCCUUGCUAGCUGCCCCUCUAGAGUCAUGUGAAGCCCAGUUGUGGGUCAAACGCUGCUUUUCUCAUGUGCGUGCUGUGAACUUCCAGUCCAUCCCCCAAAAUAAUGAGAAAAACAUGGAUGACCAGGAGUCAAGUCCAAACAGACAAACUCAGGUAGAGACACUGGCUGUUCUAGGGGAAGGUGGGGAGGAAGUGAAGCUGCAGCAGCCCCUUCUUCUGCAUCCAGAUCUCCCCAAGUGGCUGGCCUCUUUGGAGAAGUGUCUGCGUUUGAUACUAGUGCACAAACUGCAGGAUUGUGUGGCUGCCCGCCUUACUCUUGUUAAAGGUGAGGCCUUUAACAAGCUGCCUCAGCAAAACCAGUUGGCCCUGCAACUAAAUGUCCAACACUGGCUAGAUUUAAUCCAGGCCUUCCCAUGGCAAUGUAUACUGAUAGCAGAAGAAGUGGUGUGGCGAGCUGAGAUGGAGGAGGCUGUGCUUGAGUGGGGGACCCUAGCCAUGACUUCCAGGCAUAUAGGCAAGCUAGAGGUACUGGUGCAAUUUAUACGAGCCCAGAGGAGCUCCAAGGGUGGACAGCCUCUGCCCUCUGUCCGCCAAGCCAGCCUGUUUAGUGCUCUACUGGUUAUGGCAGUAACUCACCGGGAUAUAGCACAACUGCUAGAGAAGCAUCACGUCAGUGAUCUGACAGACUUUCAUUGGGCCCGCCAAAUCAAGUAUCACCUGGGUUCACCUCAUUUGAUCCCCAAAAGUCCCCUGCAGAGUCUUAUGACUACUAUAUCUAAGGAAUCCUCUCUGACACCAGCUGCAUGCUGGAUAGAUGUGCUGGGCCGGUCCUUCCUAUACAAUUAUGAGUACUUUGGUCCCAGACUGAGGCCACUACCCAGCCUGCUGCCUGAGAGGCCAGUGCUGGUUCUAUUAUUGGCCCUGGAGGAGGUGGCUUGUGGGACUCUACUGGGCCCUGAUGGUGUGGGUAAGACAGGGUUGGUGAAUAGCCUGGCACAGGCUCUUGGCCGCCAGCUGGUAAUGAUGCCCUGCUUGCCUCAGACAGAAGUCCGAUGCCUGAGCAACUACUUGAAUGGUGCCCUGCAGGGUGGUGCCUGGCUGCUAUUGGAGGCAGUUCACCACUUGCCUCCUGGCUUGCUGUCUGCCCUGGGCCAGCGCCUGGCUGAACUGCAAUACCUCUGUGCCCCACUGUACCAGGAGGCUUCCCAAAGCACCAGCACCAUAGAUCCCACUAAGCCUCAGCUUCUUGGCACUGGCUUCUUUGAGAAACAUCAUGUGUCUGUAUGCUUCGGCUACGGCUGUCUCCUGACACUGCGUGCCCUGAGCCCUGUUGUACCUGCCAACCUGCACCUGCUACUGAGGCCUGUGGCACUAGCACUGCCUGACCUACAGCGAGUAGCAGAGCUGACCCUGCUGGGUGCAGGUGUGCGUAAUGCCUCACUCAUGGCUACUCGCCUAUCCAAAUUCUUCUCCUUAGAGCGUGAGCUGGUGUCUGGGCAUCUGCCCUGCCGCUUGCCACUGCUCAAACAGAUACUAGAAGAUACAAUACAGACACUAAAUGAGACCAAUAAGGAGGAAGUUAACUUCCAGCAUUCCAGCAGCCAAGUAGCCAUGGAAGAAGCUGCCCUACUGCGUGCCCUGCUACACUCACCACUGUUCAGCAUCCUUGAUGGGCCCCACUUACACAACCUCCAAGAGCUGCUCAGUGGCAUUUUCCCUAGUGCUAGCCAAGUGUUAGCAGAGCCUAUGGUCCACAGGCUGAUGAAGCCAUUGGUGGUGGAGGAACUGCGGCAGGUAGGACUGUAUCCAGGCUCUGACAUUUUGGGGUCUCUGGAGCAGCUGAGUCAGGCCCUGAGCCGGGCCUCAGGCAUUCUCCUCCUGGGCCCUGCAGGCAGUGGAAAAACUGCUUGUUGGAACAGCUUAUUUAAGAUCCAGAAUCGGCUGGCAGCUAUGGAGAAUACCUCAACUCAAGGCUGCCAACCUGUAGAAAUUACUCACCUCUACCCCAGUGUUCUAAGUUCCCAGGAGUUUCUAGGAAACCUAGAGGGCCCCUGCUGGCACCAUGGUGUCUUUCCCAGGCUGCUUCGUGCCCAACCUCGUUGUAAUAGCAUGGGCCCAAAGAAGCAGGGAGAGGAAUUGAUGGGGAUGCAGCACUGGAUAGUAUGUGAUGGGGCCUCUAGUGCUGCUUGGCUGGACUCCGUUACUUGCCUCCUGAGUGACUCUUCCCAGCUUAGCCUCCCCAACGGUCAACAGAUAGCACGACCCCCAGGUACGUUUCUCUUGAUGGAGAUAGCAGAUGCAAAAGGCAUGUCCCCAACAGUGGUGGGCCAUUGUGCUCUAGUCUGGUGUGGUGGGGAGCAGACUUGGCAGUGUAUGCUUAGCAUCUUGAUGACAGCCCUGCCCCAUGAAUAUCGCUUGCAGUCCCAGACAAUCACUGAGCUCAACCACCUGGCUGAAGUUCUAGUGCCUGCAACAUUCAGAUUUCUUACCCGCAAGCAUGCCAGUUCUCUAUUGCAGGUACAUGGGCAGCAGGCUGUUUGCCCAGGUGUGGCAGAAGUCACCAGCCUGGCACGUAUCUUGCGUGGUCUGCUUGACCCCCACCUGCGCCUAGAUGAGGAAAAGAAGGCACAUUCAGAAGACCUCAGCUCUAGUGAUCCUGUGGCCCAACACUUAAGGUCUUCAAAAAGUGGCUCUCUGAACCAGUCCCAGGCUGACAGUGAUGAUAUGACAAAUAAGCACCGGGAGCACUUGCUGGUUGUCAGUAGCUUCCUUUUUGCCCUGAUUUGGGGCUUUGGAGCCCACCUCCAUUCCAGACUUUGGCCCCUCUUUGAUACCUUCAUGAGGAGUUCUAUUAGUUGCAUCUCCAACUACCCUGAACCACCACAAUCAGCCUCAGUGUUUGAUCUACAUGUAAACACCGAAGAUGGGACACUGGUCCCCUUCAAUGGCCAGUACCUGAGCAGUCGUGUCAAGGGAACUCUGGGCACCUUCUACCCAUCUACCCAGACUGAAAGGCUCUUAUAUGUGGUGGACCUGCUUUUGUCAAGGGGACAACCAGUGCUCCUUGCUGGAGAGGCAGCAACAGGAAAGUCAGCCUUUCUGGAGGCGCUUGUGGAGCCAAAUCACUCUUACAUAUCUAGUAACAUCCACCCUGCCUUCAGUUCUGCUCACCUUCGCCUCCUGCUGAGCAGAGGGAUCCAGGGACAAGCACAAGCUAGUCCAUGGCCCGGGCGUCAACCUGAUAAUAAAAGCUCUCUCCUCUUCCUGCUGGAGGAUCUGCACCUGGCCACUUCUGACCCAGAAAAGAGCUGCCAGCCAGUACUGGAGACUCUGCGUCAGGCCAUGGAUGGCACUGUGUAUGCCCACAGCACCUUGGAAUUGCAGACACUGCAGCCUAUAGUCAACUUCCUUGUCACUGCCACAGUGCCAGGAUGCUGUGAGCGCCCACUCUGCCCACGCCUCUUUCGUCUCUUCACAGUUCUGGCCCUAGAGAGCAUGACCCAGGCUACCAUGCUGAGCAGACAUGUGCCUAGCCUCCAAGCCUGGCUCGAGCGCUUCCCCUUUGUGGAGAGAGAGAGUGUUCUGGCAAGAGCCCUGGUCCGGGCCUCAGUAGAGGCCUGGGAGGCUAUGUGUAACUCCUUCAUGCCUUCACCCCUCCACCCACACUACCACUUCUCUCUGCAUUCUGUGAGCCAACUUUUGGGAAGCCUGCAGCUAUUGCCUACCAGAAUAGGCUCACGGGGUUUCGUAGAUUUUCCCAACCACCAGGAGCACUUGCGCCUUGUAUCAGGCUUGCGUGGCACUCGCCUAACUACUAUGAUGGCUAUGCGGAGCAUGGUGCGUCUUUGGUUACAUGAGGCACAGAGAACUUUUUGUGACCGGUUGAACAGCCCUAAGGAACGCUCUUUCUGUGCCAAGCUGCUCCUAGAAGUAGCUCAGAAUGUUUUCUGUGGUGGGCCAGGGCCCCAGUACUUGGACAAGGACCAUGAGGAGGAGGAGGAGGAGAGGGUACCUGAAGUGGAAUCUGAAGGGGAGUUGGCCCAGUGGGAGGACUUAAGCAAUAGUAAUAGUGAAACAGAUGAGGAAGAGGAUCCCUAUGGCCUUCAAGCCACAGCAGGCUUACAUUCCAGGGAACCAAGUCUAGCACCAUCCAUAAGGCCAGUACAAAGGGAGAUUAUAGAAAGCACAAGUCACAAGAUACAGCAGGAGGAAAGCAAAAGGGCUUCUCACAAUGAGUUCCAGUCAAAGAAAUCCAAGAGUUUGUUGCAGAAAUCACCCCAGAUAGACCUGAUUUCACCCCUGUUGUUACCGGUAUUACUACUGUGUCCCCAGGAAAAGCCCUCAGAUCUGGUCUUCAGUCAGGAGUUGAUACUGGGAUCCAACUCUGAGAGCCCCAACUUAUACCUGGAACGGCAGUGGGAGAGCCUGGAAAAACAGUUGUCCACCUCAGCUGCUCAGCUGGGGCUGAGCCCCCACCUUGCCUGGUGCCACUCCAUGGCCCAGCAUGUGGCCCGCCUGGUCCGAGUUCUGGCCAAGCCCAGGCAGCAUGGCCUAUUGCUCUCAGGAACUCUGGGUACUGGGCGCUGUACUGCCAUCACUCUGGCCUCUAGCAUUUGUCAGGCCCGCCUCUUCCAUCUGCCAUCUAGUUCAGAGGAGGACAUUCUCCAGUGUUUGAGAGAUGCCAGCUGGCAUGCUGGCAUUUUAAACCAGCCAGUGGUCUUACUGGUACCCAAGAGUGUGGAUCUCGCUACCCUCCAUCACCUAGUAGCCCUGGCAACCUCAGGCAGUUUCCCUGACCAGUACACAGAGGCAGAUCUGGACAACAUUGAAGAACAUGUACCAAUGGAGAACCUUGAUAUCAAAAACAACACUAAGAAGGAAGUGGCAUUGCAGUGGUUCUACCAGCAAGUGUGUAGCCACCUGCACAUGUUUUUCCUGAUGGGAGAUUACCAGGCCCACAAGCAGCUGCCCUCCACCCUUUACCUGAGGCUCGUUCAACUAGCCACUGCCAGCAUUGACUACUAUGAACCCUGGGACCAAGCUUCCUUAGUCAGGGUAGCCCAGCACCAUCUGGAGGGUGCUCAGAGUCUACCCCUUGAUGAUGACUGCUUGAAGUACCCAGAUCUCCAGGCCUCUAUUUCCAGUGUGGCCAAAGCCAUGGCCCUCAUCCACCUUUCGGCUGCCUACUACCAUGAGCACCUGUGCCCUGCAUUGCCACUUGUGACCCCCAAGACUUUCCUAGACCUUCUGGACACCUUCAUGCUGCUGCGGCGACAGAUGACCCUUAAGUUAAAGAAUAGGGCCCAGCGAAUCUAUAAUGCCCUAGAGAAUCUGAAAAAGCUGAUUGAGCAGCACAGUACCCCCAACAACCUGGUCUACAUUUUGGAACAGCAGCUAAAAGGCUCUCAGCAGAGCCUCAUCAAAUUUCGGCAGCAGCUAGAGCAAAGCAAGCUCCUGUACAAGCGGCAGAUAGCAGAGUGUCGUCAUCAGGAGCACCUAAUUGAGAACCUAGCCAAGCAGCGAGAUUCCCUGCAGUCUCAGUAUCAGGCUUUCCUGGAGAAGAUGGGCAAGGCAUUUCUGGGUCCUCUGAGUCAGCUGCAGGUGGCUGACUUUGAGGAGAUAAGGAGCUAUCGAGCACCACCAGAAUCUGUAAUCCGGGUGACUGAUGCAUUGUGUGAACUGUUCCACCAUGAAACAGGCUGGACCAAUGCCAAGCAACUUUUAUGCACUGAAGAUUUUUAUCAGGAGCUGGUAUUCUUCCCCAAGGAGAAGAUGAAAGACUCGGAGCUGAUAAAAUUAGAACAAACUCUGAAGGAUCCAGGCAUGAGUGAUGCAGCUCUGAGGGCAGUAAGCAUACCCACAGCAAACCUGGCCAUCUGGCUCCGGGCUAUUCUGCGUUAUGGACUGGCACAGCGCCGGGGUGUGCCCACGGGCCUGCUGCUGAGGCAGGUGGAGGCAACACUGGCUCGGGAGCAGGCCCGCUUAGGCCAAUUCCAGUUUCAAGCCCAGGACAUGCUGGAGAAUAUUUUGGCCCUGACUAAGAAGCUAGAGGAUGCCCAGAUUUCCCACAGCCAUGUGGUACAGACUCUCAAUCAGGCACAAUGUGGCCAGUAUCACAAAUGGCCCAUAAAGUCUACACUGCUCACACCCAUGAACAAAUGGUGUGCACAGCUCCAGAAGUUGAGGGGACACUGCAAGACUAUGUUUGGAGAUGCCCUCCUGUGUUCUGCUGCCAUCACCUAUUUAGGUCCCUUCCCACCUCUCCGUCGCCAAGAGCUACUGGACAAGUGGCUGGCUCUGUGUAGGGGCUAUCAGGAGACCCUGGGUCCAGACGAUGUGGCACAGGCACUGAAGCAGAAGCAGAAAUCUGUCAUCAUGCCUCAAAAAAAACCCCUGUUGCCCACAUGCUCUCCCUUCAGUAUUCUGUCACUGCUAAGCUGUGAAUCUGAACAGUAUCAGUGGGACCGAGACCUGAAGCCCCAGGCAAAGUCGGCCCGCUUGGCAGGCCUGCUUCUGGGGAGCUCCACUCACUACUAUAGUUGCCGUUGGCCUCUGCUGCUUGACCCCAGCAAUGAGGCACUCAUCUGGUUGAACCCACUGCCUCUGGAAGAUAAAAGAUGCUUGGCACAAGCCCCCACUAAGCGCAGAGGGAAGAGUCUAAUGACAAGUCAAGAGAGAGAGAAUAAAAAUGAGUGUGUAGAAGAAGAUGAUGAUUGUGACGAGAGGAAUAAGGCUAAAGACCAAACAGAAGAGCAGAAGGCAGAAGAAAGUGAAAAUGAAGAACAGGAGAAAGAGCAAGAGCAAGGGGAGAAAGAAGAAGAAGAGAAAAAGAACAAGGCAGAGAAACACGAGUCCAGCCUAGCCUCGGAAACUCAGUCUUCACCUCGUCUCUGCUUUAAUGUGCUCUCAGGUGCUGACCCAGAGUUGGGUCGUCAGCUUUUGGAGGCAGCUGCCAGUGGCCUGCCUGUGCUUCUGACCAACAUGGAGCUGGGCCUAUGGUGCCAAGAACUACAAUGGCUGCUUCAGCGGGAGAAGCUGAGUCUACCCAAGGUGCAGCCUGGCUUCUGUCUCUAUCUGAGCACUACCCUCCCACUCUGUGCCUUGGAAAAAGCGCUAGGUUAUGAACUGCUAAAGGGGCUGAAUGUCCUGGAUUUGUCCCUGAACAUGGAAAUACUAGAAGAACAGAUGCUGCAUGAAAUCUUGUGCAGGGAGCAUCCUGAGCUUGAGGCCCGCUGGCAGGACAUAAAAAUCAGAGCCCUGGAUGCCUGUGAAGAUGUGGAGGCUGCUGAGGAGCGGUUGCUGACGAUGAUGCUGAUGCAGAAACAAACCCCUCAGAAACCAGCUAAGUUUCUGCGGGAUAUGGUGAGGUCCCAGGCAGAGAUAUGUCAACUGCGUGCUCAUUGUGAGGAGCUAGAAGGACAAAAACUGAAGGAGAUGGAAUUGUGGGUAUCCUACCAGCAUGUAGUUAGACAUGGAAUGGCCUUAGUGAAUGCCCUAAGCCCACUGCAGAACUUGCUCCCGUUUUUCCGGAUGAAACCAAAGGACUGGCUGGUGGUCACAAAGAAAGCUCUAGACAGCAUGAAGCCACAUGAUAUAAAGCAUGGGGAGGACCUGGCCAGCCAUCUACUGCAGAUAAAAAUACACCUGACCCACCAGCUGCUGGGCAGCACUGUGGCUUCACUAGGCCUGACCCAAGUACCUUUGGUGGGUACCUUGGGUGCUUUGGCUCUGCUGCAUGUGACAAGGAAGGCAUCAAAGCUAGAAAGCUUGGCACUCUGGCCUGGACUGGCAACCUCUGCCAGCACUGAAUACAGUAAGCCAGACCCAGGUGUGGUUCGGCCAGCCUGGCUAGGGCCAAGAGCCUGGCAAGAAUGUGGGAUGUUGGAGCUGCUGCCUCCAUUUGUUGGGCUGCGUGCAUCCCUAGCAGGCCACUCCAAUAUUUGGCAGGAAUACCUGUCACUAUCAUCCACAGUGCUGGGUCCUGCACCUGGGCCAGGUCCUGAGCCACUCAGCCUCAUCCAGAAGCUGAUCCUGUGGCGUGUGCUGCGACCUGACUGCCUGGCAGGUGCUUUAGCAGACUUCACCACCAGCCUCCUGGGGAGGCCCCUGGAUGAAAAUCUGGCUGCUCACACCAUGCCCCUUGAACAGAGUCAGGCUACUCAGCCCAUACUGAUCUUAUUGCCUUCGACUGGCCACCCCACAGCCAUCCUGCAUCCUCUGACUGUCAUCCAGAAAUUGGCUGCUGAGCAUGAACAGGGGCAGAAACACCUGCAAGUGAUAGCCCUGGGCUCUGAAGUUUGGGACCCAGUCUCAAUUGUGGUCAACACUCUAUGCCAAGCCAUGUUGGAGGGGUACUGGCUGGUGCUGGAUAACUGUCAUCUGGUGCCCCACUGGCCAAGAGAGCUGAUCCAACUCUUGCUGCAGCUGAUAGGCAGAGCCAAAGUAGUUUCAGAGAUGGAAUUGGAACUGCUUUCAACCCAACCUGAAAGAAGGAAUGUGGUUACUGUCCACAAAGAUUUCCGUCUUUGGCUUAUUGUUUCUGCAGAGGCUACUGCUUCCUUGCCAGCUGUGCUGACUCAACACUGCAUGCCUGUUUUCUGGGACCAGUCCCUGGAAUUGGGCCGCAUCUUGAUUGACAGUAUGGAGUUAGCACAGCAAGGACUCUACAUGCAACCUUUUGACCAGGCACUAUCUCUGCUCCUCCUACAUGGCCUCCUGCUACACCGACAGCUCUAUGGAAUGAAGUUGCAGGCACACAGGGGGCUCUGGAGUCCAGUGACUCUGAUAAAGGCCCUUAAGACCCAAGAGCAGUUGUGGACCAGUCUCAGCAAUCCCAGUACUGCCAUGCAAGAGCUCACUGCUUCAGUUUUCUAUGGGGGACCUCUGAGGGACACUAAGGACAGAGAGGUCUUAAUUAGCCUCACAGAAGCCUGCCUGAGCUUCAGCAGCAAGAAUUGGGUCCAACCACACAUACCUCAGUAUCUGCUGGCCACUGUGAUGCCCAGCUCAGAACUAGAGAAGCUAGAUGCUAUUGCAGAGUGCAAGGCCCAGAUGCACCUACUGCUCAUACCGUCGGACCCUCGGAUCUGUGGAUUAAGUGAGGGCCCCCAGGCAUGGUUGGUGCGCCGCAAGAGUCAUGCUAUCCUGAGGGCCCUGCAGCAUAGUUUACCCUGGUGGGUUCCUAACACUCAAGGAUGCCCUUGGCGUGCAGAAAGGCGGUUGCUUCAACGCCUAGUGCAAGCCAAACGCAGGCUGGAGUCAUUGCAAGCCUUACUGACCGACCACACUGGCCCAGGGAAGUCUCCCCUAAGGGCAGUGCUGGGGCGAAAGGCUCGGCCUCCAGUGGAAGGCUUCCUAGAGAAUGAAGUGAUGGAACUGAGUCAAUUGGUGGGCAUUUUACAAAAUGACCUUGACUGCCUAUUGGAGCAGCUAAAGGGCAAACCCCCUUGCACCUCCUACCGCUGUGCUGCGGUGGCCCAAGCUCUCUGGACUGGCCGCUUACCCCAACCUUGGCGACCCCACGCACCCGCUGGUCAGCAGCCACCCUGGCAAUGGCUGCGACAGCAGUCACGUCGUGGACAGCUAUUAAUUCGCUACCUGGAUGCAGGCAGAGAUGCAGACACAGACACUAGAGUACCAGGGCGCAUCUUUCAUCUGUCAGCCUUUAGCCACCCACGCCGCCUGCUGCUAGCACUGCGUUGGGAGGCUGUCCUGCAGCAGCAGGUGCCCAGCUCGAAUCUUUCCGGCAGCCAAGGCCCCGGUCAUCUCUCACGUAAACGUCAGAAGCUGAACAACAACCCUCUGUGCCUCCGGGUGGAGAAUGGCCCAAAUCCCAAGGUUCCACAGACAGGCCUACUACUGAUUGGGCUACAGCUCCUGCAUGCCGAGUGGGACCCAAUAGAUGGGGCUCUGCAGGACAGUUCUUCCAGCCAGCCCAGCCUUCUGCCUCCUGUCAGCGUCACUGCACAGGCUGGGUACAUCAAUGACCUGCCAGUCCCAGCUGGCCUGGCUGUGUACUCCUGCCCUGUGUACAUGGCCGGGCCCCUUGGUUCCACUAAGCUACACAGCAGGAACAUCCUGAUGCACCUGCCCUUACCCACGAAACUCAGCCUUGCUACCUGUAUCCAACGGAGAGUCCAUGUGUGCAGCCCACCCUUGACUUGAGCCCUCCACCAAAAUAAAGCUACAGUAAUUACAUGAAUGAUUUCCAGGACUUGGAAAGAUAGUGAUGUAUACACAGAAGGUAAAAUGUUACACACUGAGAGAAAAAUACAGUGUGUACAAUUGAAGCUAUGGAGGAGGCAUUGUGUGGCAAUAGGGGAGAGGAGAGUGGUAGGCACACUCUGAAGAGAGAGGCCAGGUGAUAGUCAUGUAUCUGAGGAGUUAGACAAAUCUGGCAACUGCUAAAACACAGAACCCUUGUCUGGGUAGCUCUCUGCUGUGGUCUCAGCUAAAUUCCCAAGGGAUAUUUUUGAAGGGAGAAUAUUAAAACUCAAAAUCCUUUUUAAUGGCAUUUAGUGGUAUUAUUGGGAAUGCCCCAGUCCUACCCUACCAUCCACACCACAUCACCCACAAAGGAUUCUCUGAGUGAAUUAUACACAUGAAAAACAAAAGCCAAAUAAAAUACAAGACCCUAUGUUCAUUUAACAAUUAUUUAUUGAGCACUCUUUCAUACCAAGUGUUGUUCUGGGUGCAGAUGAGGUGGUUCUAUUGUAGGGCAACAGGCAAUAAAAGGUAGACAUAUAAACAAGAACAAAAAAAUGUUUUUGCAGUACUGGGGGUUGAACCCAGGGACGCUCUACCACUGAGCUACAUCCCCAGGCUUGUUUAUUUUUAUUUUUUUGGUACAAGGAAUUGAAUCCUGGGGUACUUAACUGUGGAGCCAUAUCUCCAGCUCUUUUUUAUAUUUUAUUUAGAGAUAGGGUCUCACUAAGUUGCUUAAGGCCUUGCUAAGUUGCUGAGGCUAGCUUUGAACUUGUAAUCCUCCUGCCUCAGCCUCCCAAACCACUGGGAUUAAUGGUGUGUGCCACCACACCUGGCUCCCAGCCUUUUUUAUUUUGAGUCAAGGUUUCUCUAAAUAGCCCCAGCUUGCCUUGAACUUGUUAGCCUCCUGAGUUACUGGAAUUACAAUUAUGUGUCCCCAUGCCCAGCAUAUAAAGAAAACCAAAUAGGUUGAUGUGCUAUAGAAUGACUAGAAGGGAAUAGUUAAUACAGUUUGAGUGGACAGAAAAGGUUCCUGAAUAUUUGAGCAUGAGUUACUUGGAAGAUUUAGAAGGAAUAUUCAGAUAACACCCUCAAUAGAUGCAAAAGACUUGAGGUAGCAACAACUUUGGAGUGUCUAAGGAACUGAACAUAAAGCUACAGCAUGGUAAGGAGUAAAGUGAUCUAAAGUUAUGAAAAGGCAUAGAAAGGGGUAGAUCACAUGGUCAUGGAAAUGAGCUUGUAUUUUUUCAAAAGCACAAUGAAAAUCUAUUGGAAAGUAGUAUGUAGGAGACGACACCUAAUUUGCAUUUUUCAAGUCAGUCUGGCUGUUCUACGGUGGACUGAUGGUAGAAAAGCCAGAGUAUCAAGAGGAAGAUCUAUUUGGGUCCAGUUGAGAUAAUUCAGGGAAGGGAUGAUGAAGCGUGGACUAGGAUAAAGCGGAGAUGGGAGAAUUAACAGAUUUAAGACAUAUUCUGGCCAGGUGUGGGUGGUGGCAUAUACUUGUAAUUCUAGUGACUCUGGAGGCUGAGGUAGGAUAAUUCUAGUGACUCUGGAGGCUGAGGUAGGAGGAUUGCAAGUUGGAGGCCAACCUCAGCAAUUUACCAAGACCCUGUCUCAAAAAAUAAGGGCUGGGGAUGUAGGCCAGCAGUAAAGCAUCCCUGGGUUCAAUUUCCACUACCAAAACCCAACAAAACUCUGAAGGAAAUCUGUAGGACUGAUGGAUCAGAUGCAGAUAGUAAAGGGAGAGGAAGAAUCUGGGAUGACUCCCAGAUUUGAGGUAAACAAGCAACUGGGUUGAUCAUGGUAUUAUUAGCCAAGAUAGAAAAUUUGACUGAGCAAGAAGUUGGAGGUAAGGAAUCAAGAGUCCAACAUCUUUGAUCAGUAUUAGUUGUGUGAUUGCAUGCUAUCCCAGGGCAAGCCUGUCUGGUAAGCCUUACGUUAGAGUAUGGCAGAGCUAAAGGCUUACAUGACUUUUUCUCCUUGAACCCAGACACCAAAAUUUAAUAGGUGCAACUUAGCUUCCUCAAUUCAUGGCUAGGUUUCAACUCCAGGGUGGGAGGAAAUGCAAGCAUAAGUACAAACAGAGUAUCUCACAGUUGAUUGAGGUGCAAGUAAUGUCCUUUAAUAAACCAUGGGCAGAGAGGCAAAUGCUCCCACUUUUUUUCAGAA
Marmota monax (woodchuck) is the source of this 16584-nucleotide messenger RNA. RefSeq names its product dynein heavy chain domain 1 (gene Dnhd1). Gene Ontology annotation, biological process: microtubule-based movement. The transcript is spliced from 43 exons. The record is from RefSeq and is a predicted model, not a curated record. Gene Ontology annotation, cellular component: dynein complex. The coding region runs from base 1 to 14376 and encodes 4791 amino acids. NCBI's taxonomy places the organism in Eukaryota, Metazoa, Chordata, Mammalia, Rodentia, Sciuridae. Gene Ontology annotation, molecular function: dynein light intermediate chain binding; minus-end-directed microtubule motor activity; ATP binding.